AUGAAUACUCCGCAAUCUAAUAAGAAAAAAAGCCGCAGCAGAGUUGGUCAUAAUGACACUGAGGUUAUUGCUGAAAUUUUAACACCUGGGGAAGCCACGAGAUGUGUAUUGAUUACGCCUUUGGCUGAUGAACCGAUGAGACCCACCAAGCUGGGGAUCAACGACAGCAUCCCAGUGUUGUCCAUGGACAAAAUUGAUGAUAAAAAAGGUAAUAAUAUUCUUCAUGAGCGGGACAAGGAGGAUAAGGCUGUUCUGAGUUCCUUGCCAGUGGCCGUUGUCAAGGAGCUAGAUGGAUAUGAAAGACAGAUUGGAGAAGCUGAGCCUUUACCUAAUUCUUAUGUUAGGUUUAUGGAAAGAAGAGAAGUAGAAUACGACCUCGACGAAGAAGAUUCAGCGUGGCUAGCAUUAAUGAACGAGCGUCGAAUCUCCUCCGGACUCCCAGCAAUGGAACCAGACGUCUUCGAGCUGCUAAUGGACCGCCUGGAAAAAGAGUCUUACUUCCAGCAGCAAAACAACGGCGGAGGCGGAAUCGCCGCCGAUGAAGACGCAGUGUGUUGCAUUUGCAUGGACGGCGAGUGUCAGAACAGCAACGCAAUUUUAUUCUGCGACAUGUGUAACCUGGCAGUGCACCAAGACUGCUACGGAGUCCCUUACAUCCCCGAAGGCCAGUGGCUGUGCCGCCGAUGCCUCCAAAGUCCCUCCCGCGCAGUAGACUGCGUCCUCUGCCCAAACCGCGGCGGAGCUUUCAAGCAAACCGACCGCUCCGCCACCUGGGCGCAUGUGGUCUGCGCCCUCUGGAUUCCUGAAGUUCGCUUCGCGAACACAGUGUUCCUGGAACCGAUCGACUCAAUAGAGAGCAUUCCCGCCGCCAGGUGGAAGCUCAUCUGCUGCGUCUGCAAGCGCAGAGGAGUUGGAGCUUGCAUUCAGUGCCACAAAAGCAACUGCUACGCGGCCUUCCACGUGACCUGUGCUCAGCAAGCUGGUCUGUGCAUGAGAAUGCGGACAGUCCAACCGGCCAAUGGCGAGCCAAUGUUAGUACAAAAAACAGCUUACUGCGAAGCUCACACCCCCGCGGAUUAUCAACCUUCGACAAAUCCCGCAGAUGCCAGAAGGCGAGCAAUCGCUAAUAAAAAAAGUUCCUCUGCUCCUGUGAUUUCUAUUCCUACUAUCCCGCCGGAGAGGAUCCGGGAGAUUGCCAACCUAGCGGAAGGCUUGCCGAAGAAGAGUCAGCUGAUACAACGCUUGUUAGCCUACUGGACCCUGAAACGUCAGCACAGGAAUGGAGUUCCUCUACUUCGUAGGCUGCAAAGUUCUCACCCUCAUUCUUCCAGGCCUAAUCCAUUUUGCGGAGGCAGUUCACCAGCUGACAGUGAAAUGAGAGGAGAAUUGUACAGACAGCUUAAAUAUUGGCAGUGUCUACGUCAAGAUUUGGAGCGAGCUAGGCUGCUGUGCGAGUUGGUGAGAAAGCGGGAAAAACUAAAAAAAGAAUGGUUCAAGGUCAAGGAAAAGUGCAUGUGGUUUGAGCUAAAACCUCUGGAGAGCACGCUCAAAUUACUGCUGGAAGCGAUCAAAAGUAAGGACACUAAUGACGUCUUUGGACAGCCGGUCAACACAGAAGAGGUUCCUGAUUAUCUGGACAUUGUUACUGAACCAAUGGACCUUUCUACGAUGGAGGCAAAAAUUGACAAGCAGGAGUAUGAUAGCAUCUCUGCUUUUCAGAGUGAUUUUAAUUUGAUGGUCAGCAAUUGUCUCGCUUACAAUAGGAAGGACACGAUGUUUUACCGCGCGGGGUUGAAGAUGCGGGAGCAGGGGGGCAGUUUGAUUGACCAGGUGAGAAAAGAUUACCCGGAGUUUGAUAAAGCUGCCUUGGAGAGGGAGAGAAUUAAGGAGCUGGAGAGGGAGAAGGAGAAGGAGAAGGAGAAGGAAAAGGAGAGGAGCCUUCUUGAGGAGGAGAAUAAAGUUAAAAGCGACACUGGAAAGAGGAAGAGAGAGAGGAGUGUUAGGAACAGAAGCGAAAGCGAGUCUAAUAAUCAGGAGAAGGAAGUUUUGGGAGUUAAUAGGAGGACUGCGGUGUUAUUUACUAGGAAGGCUAAGGCCAGGGCUAAUAAAGGAUCUCCAGGUGUCCUGGUGGAAGAUAAAAAGCAAGGUGAUGCUUUUAAGGUUUAUAGAUCUGGAGGAGUUGAUAGUGAUAUUGGAGAUGAUGGAGAGAGCCAGUCGUCUAGUUGCAGUAGUUGCUCCACUAGCAGGUCUACUACUCCCGAGUUGGGGGAGGAUGAUGAUGAUGAUGAUGAUGAUGAUGAGCGCGUUGUGAAGAAAAGCAAGGAUGACGAGAGGGUCGAGAGUGACCGGCUUGAGGCUCUCCAGCUGGUUUGGGCCAAGUGUCGGGGGUAUCCUUGGUAUCCGGCGUUAAUUAUUGAUCCUAAUACUCCCAGAGGGACUGUUCAUAAAGGUGUUCCUAUUCCUGCACCGCCGGAUGAUGUCUUGGCGUUGGCUUUUGAAAAACCGGGUGACCUGUGUCACCUUCCAUGUAAUAAGUCGACUCGUUAA
Messenger RNA from Cotesia congregata, 2547 nucleotides. The record is from the annotation of a GenBank genome assembly. NCBI's taxonomy places the organism in Eukaryota, Metazoa, Arthropoda, Insecta, Hymenoptera, Braconidae.